AGAAAUGAGUUUUUUAUUAAAAUGCUAUUUUUCUAUAGGCUUGAUAACAUACAGCUAUCUCAGUGUAGAACUGUUGUCCUAAAGUUGAAAGCAUGAGGUCUUUAGUACGGUAUUGGCAGUUAGUUAUUUAGGGUUACGUCUGGUCUGCGUUACCUGUGCAGUACUACUGUAUCACCAGUAGGUGGUAGUCCCUUCUAACCCUAAAGGAGACUUUACCUGCAAGUUUUCUUGUGCCUGCAUUGCCCCAUUUCUAAAGCUGGAGUGAGAAUUGAUUAUGGAAGAUUCCCACAAGAGUAACACUUCGGAGACAGCACCUCAGCCUGGGUCAGCAGUUCAGGGAACCCAUCUUUCCCAUAUUGCUCAGCAGGUAUCAUCUUUAUCAGAAAGUGAGGAGUCCCAGGACUCAUCUGACAGCAUAGGCCCCUCACAGAAAGCCCACGGGAUCCUAGCACGGCGUCCAUCUUACAGAAAAAUUUUUAAAGACCUAUCUUCUGAAGACACAAGGAGCAGAAAAGGAGACGGAGAAAACUCUGGAGUUUCUGCUGUCACUUCUAUGUCCGUUCCGACUCCCAUCUAUCAGACUAGCAGUGGACAGUACAUUGCCAUUGCCCCAAAUGGAGCCUUACAGUUGGCCAAUCCAGGCACAGAUGGAGUACAGGGGCUUCAGACAUUAACCAUGACAAAUUCUGGCAAUACCCAGCAAGGCACAACUAUUCUCCAGUAUGCACAGACAUCUGAUGGACAGCAAAUACUUGUGCCCAGCAAUCAAGUGGUAGUACAGACUGCAUCAGGAGACAUGCAGACAUACCAGAUUCGUACCACACCUUCAGCCACUUCUCUGCCACAAACUGUGGUAAUGACAUCUCCUGUGACUCUUACAUCUCAGACAACUAAGACAGAUGACCCCCAAUUGAAAAGAGAAAUAAGGUUAAUGAAAAACAGAGAGGCUGCUCGAGAAUGUCGCAGAAAGAAGAAAGAAUAUGUGAAAUGUCUGGAAAAUCGAGUUGCAGUCCUGGAAAAUCAAAAUAAGACUCUCAUAGAAGAAUUAAAAACUUUGAAGGAUCUUUAUUCCCAUAAAAGUGUUUGAUUCUUAACAAAAAAAAUAUUUUUGUGUGGACUUGUUUAAAAUUAAAUGUAUUUGUUUUUAGUGGAGUUUUAUAAAUUACAAAAAAAAGGUCAAAAGUGAAGCUUUUUAUUUAGGCUUUUGCCAUUCAAAGAAAGAAAAGAUACCUUGCAACAUACCUUGUGACAGAGGAUAAUGUGGAAAGUGACCUUAAGGAAGCUACUGGCACAACUGGAAGCUUUGUAAAAAUUAAACAUACUCAAGAAGCAAGAGAUGAACUUGCAGCAAUUUGAAUUUUCUAAGUAACAAUAAUCAUCAGUCCAAAGACGGCAGAUGAAGAUGAAAUUUGGUGAAUUGGAUUUAAAAAAUAAAUCAGUUUACCCUGUGGUUUGCAUUUCUUAAUGUUUUUCUGAAAUUGACCUUUUUCGGUUGUGCGUGUAUUUUAUUUCUGCCAAUUCUAAAUUACAAAGGUAAAAGGAAAUCUCACACAUGACUAAAUAUAUAAAUUAUGUGUUCUGAUUGUGUAUGCUGGUUCUAUUGUCAGGUCUUUUAAAUGGGUUUUUAAAAGUUUGUGUGUUGGACUUGAGAGAGUUUUUGGAGGCUGAGUUACGUAUUAUUGAGGUCUUGUCCUAAAAGGCAUCUAAGACACAUGAAUGGAAAUUUGGUGAUUUUUGUAACAUUUUUUUAUCAGAAUGGAAAGAGAACUGUUUAAAAGUUUGAUACUCUUAAAUAGUUUGUUUUUUGCUUAUUCUGAUAAUGGUGAUUUUCUACAACUAUAUAAUAAAUUUUUUUGAUUCUAUA
Otolemur garnettii (small-eared galago) is the source of this 1864-nucleotide messenger RNA. RefSeq names its product activating transcription factor 1 (gene ATF1). Gene Ontology annotation, biological process: regulation of transcription by RNA polymerase II. NCBI's taxonomy places the organism in Eukaryota, Metazoa, Chordata, Mammalia, Primates, Galagidae. Bases 275 to 1087 code for a protein of 270 amino acids. Gene Ontology annotation, cellular component: nucleus; ATF4-CREB1 transcription factor complex. Gene Ontology annotation, molecular function: RNA polymerase II cis-regulatory region sequence-specific DNA binding; DNA-binding transcription factor activity, RNA polymerase II-specific; protein binding. The record is from RefSeq and is a predicted model, not a curated record. The transcript has 7 exons.